Hippocampus comes (tiger tail seahorse) is the source of this 3778-nucleotide messenger RNA. RefSeq names its product putative homeodomain transcription factor 2. The transcript is spliced from 21 exons. NCBI's taxonomy places the organism in Eukaryota, Metazoa, Chordata, Actinopteri, Syngnathiformes, Syngnathidae. Gene Ontology annotation, cellular component: endoplasmic reticulum. Bases 412 to 2598 code for a protein of 728 amino acids. The record is from RefSeq and is a predicted model, not a curated record.
UUCUUCUGACCGUUUUAUGAGUUUUAAAGCGGUUUAAUAAAAACAUAGACGUUAUUCUGCACGGUGAAUCGCAGUCUUUCCAAGUAUUAUGACGUUACUGGUGCCUUCGAAGCCAACCGAAGACUGCUGAAAAUGUGGAGGCGUCUUUGAGCAGGGCUUUACGACCUGGACGAGUGAAGUGAACUUGUAUUUUUUUUUUUUGCAUUGCCAAUCACUCAGCUGCGGAGGAGCUCAACGUUUACAAACCCGAUCUGUGAACAGACCCCGAGCAUGAGAACGCCAUGAACCAGGCUGGCUAGCUCCGCCGCGCCCCGUGAAGCUUUUCUUUUGAGCUGCGGAGCGGCUUCCCCGGGAGCAGCCCUGACCGUCCGCGAGCCUAAGAUGCCCCAGACGGCGAGAGGUGACAUGUAAAUGGCUUCCAAAGUAAAAGAUGCCGUGGUGUGGUACCAGAAAAAGAUUGGCGCCUACGACCAGCAGAUAUGGGAGAAGUCGGUGGAGCAGCGGGAAAUAAAGUUUAUAUCGCUGGGCCUGAGGAACAAGCCAAAGAAGACGGGUCACGUCAAGCCAGACCUCAUCGAUGUGGACCUGGUUAGAGGCUCCGCCUUUGCCAAGGCCAAACCGGAGAGCCCGUGGACCUCGCUGACUCGCAAGGGCAUCGUCCGCGUCGUCUUCUUCCCCUUCUUCUAUCGCUGGUGGAUCCAGGUCACCUCCCGAGCGAUCUUCCUCUUGCUGCUGGCUCUCUACCUGUUGCAAGUGGUGGCGGCCCUCCUCUACGCGACCGUGCCGCAGCCUCACGGGAUCCCCGCCACCGAGGUGUUCGGCGCCAUCUGGCUCAUGCUGCUGCUGGGCACCGUCCACUGUCAGAUCGUCUCCACGCGGACGCCCAAGCCGGCCUCCGGCAUCGGCGGCAAGAGACGCAGGAAGUUGAGGAAGGCCUCUCAGAUGGAGGUGCAUAGGGAAGGCGACGGCUCUAGCACGACCGAUAACACGCAGGAGGGCGUGGCGCACUCCUACUCGGCCUGCGCCACAAACAGCCUGGGCACUCUCUUCCACGAUUUCUGGCAUGAUCUUUGUAAAGCUGGGUCCAAGAAGUCCAAGCUGUCCAUCGACAAGUCGACCGAAACGGACAACGGCUACGUGUCGCUGGACGGCCGCGUGACCAACCGCAGCAGCGAGGACGGCCUGCAGCUGCGCCGCGAGCAACGCUGCGAACUCUUGAACCGCCUCGACGAGGCGCGCUGGGCGUCUUACGUCGCCCUCCGCAGGGGAGUCGAGAGACUCGGCGCCGACUGUGCGCUGCGAAACCGCAAGAACACACACUACAAGAAGCACUACAUCGUGGAGGACGUUCCCAAGUCGGGCACCAGCUGCAGCUCCCGGUGCUCCAGCCUGAGGACUCCGGACUCGGAGAGCACUCGGCACGAGUCGGAGACGGAGGACCUGCUGUGGGAGGACUUCUUGCACUGCGCCGAGUGCAGGUCGUCCUGCACCUCGGAGACGGACGGAGAAGGAGGAGGCGCGCCCGUGUGCCCCCCUACCAAGAAGGAGUACAGAGAUGACCCUUUCCAUCAGGGCCACGCCCCCUGGCUGCACAGCUCCAACCCGGGCCUGGAGAGGGUGAGCGCCAUCGUCUGGGAGGGAAACGAGUGCAAGAAAGCCGACAUGUCCGUCCUGGAGAUCAGCGGCAUGAUCAUGAACAGAGUGAAUCUGAACAACCCGGGAAUCGGUUACCAAGUGUUUGGGAAUCUGGCGUCGGUCACGCUGGGGCUGACGCCCUUCGCCUUCAGACUGGCUCAGCACCGCGACUUGGACCAGCUGACCACGCUCUCGGCCAAUGAGCUGCUGUCGGUGGCGCUGGGGGGCGGCACCGGCUCGGACGCGCUGGUGGUCACCAUGGUCACGGUGAGCUUCAUGGUGCGGGUGUGCCUCACCUGGCUCUUCUUCUUCUUGCUAAGCGUGGCGGAGAGGACCUACAAGCAGAGGCUGCUGUUUGCCAAACUCUUUGGUCACCUGACUUCAGCCCGAAGAGCAAGGAAAUCGGAAGUUCCUCACUUUCGACUGAAGAAGGUCCAGAACAUCAAAAUGUGGCUGUCGCUACGCUCAUACCUGAAACGCCGAGGCCCCCAACGCUCCGUAGACGUCAUCGUGUCUUCUGCCUUCUUGUUGACGCUCUCGGUCGUCUUCAUCUGCUGUGCUCAGUUGCUGCACGUGCACGAGACGUUCCUGGAGUGUCACUACAACUGGGAGUUGGUGAUCUGGUGUUCCAGUCUGUCACUCUUCCUGCUCAGGUUCGUCACGCUGGGCUCGGAGACCAGCAAGAAGUACAGCAACACCUCCAUUUUGCUCACCGAACAGAUCAACUUGUAUCUCAAAAUGGAGAAGAAGCCCAACAAGAAGGAAGAGCUGACGCUGGUCAACAAUGUCUUAAAAUUGGCAACCAAACUACUCAAGGAGCUGGAUAGUCCGUUCCGGCUGUACGGUUUGACCAUGAACCCUCUGCUGUACAACAUCACACAGGUGGUCAUCCUGUCCGCUGUCUCUGGAGUCAUUUCAGAUCUGUUAGGAUUUAACUUGAAGCUGUGGAAAAUCAAGUCGUGACGUUAAGAUGACUGAAGAAGACGACGACGACGUAUCAUCCGAGUGCUUUGACCUUCAACAAGCUAUUUACCCGCUCAGUGUUCUCACUUUUUAUUUAACUUCACUAUUUAUGACAUCACACGUUUGCUCCCUUGAGCCUAAAUUAUUUUAUGUUUGUCAUGCAUUGGUUAUCCGCUCAGUCUGACGUUUGAAGGUCGUUUUAUUGAAAUGUAUGUUUUUUGUUGUUGUUGUUUUUUGCUUUAAAAGUUACUCAUGUGUUCUGCCUGCUUUUGAUAAUAAUACAGAGUUACAUCUUUUCAACCCAAAUGUUCGGUACAAUAUUUCAGUUCAAUAUGAAUGUUGUGGCAAAGCAGUCAUGUGACACAAUUGUAAUUUCCAGACUACAGGAAAUAACCAGCAUCCAAGCAGAAAAGGAAAGUAAAAGAACACAAAAGUAUGGGUGGUUUUCUCGCAUUUUAAAUGGACUCAAGUUGUGUUCUUUGAUUUUUAUUUGCCCAUUUCAAUCAACAGCGUGUUUGACAGUAUUUUUCAUUCUAUUUUCUUCUUGAGCAGAGUCAAAACAAAUCUCGAUGUAAACUGAGGUUUUGGGGAGCCGAUGUGAUUGGUCAGUUUACAUGCAUCAGUAUUAGCUUGUAAUGUCGAAACAACCGGUUUCUUGAGAGCAAACGAACAUGCACUUUAAACACGUGGAUAAUUUCCGUCAGUCUCAUCAAAUUUAAGUGCUGACAUAAUGUGUUAGCAUGUUGCUAACGCGAUUUGUAAUUGUGUGCGUUUGAAGGAGACCAAAGUGCUUGCUUUUACUGAUUGUUUGCCCCCUUUUUUCUCUUCUGUAAAAGAAUGUAUUUGCAGCUUUAAAUUGGUUUUGUCAAGCUGUACUUUGUGUGUGUGUGUGUUUUUUUUUUAAUGUGCUCUUUUUUUUUUUUUGGUCUCUUUGUAUUUUUGAGUUUGCUCGCUCUUUUUUUUUGGUCUCUUUGUAUUUUUGAGUUUGCUCUUCACACUUGUGGGGAGAAGAGGCAUGUUUGAAUGUGUUUUAUUUUUUUAAGCAACAAAGAAGUGUAUGUUGAAACAUGAAGUUCAGACGGUCCAAAUAAUUUAAAUUUUUGAGAGGGAUUCUAAUAAAAUCCAAGCGCUGAAUGAUACACAAUGGCGUUUUGUGGUCUUUUUGCGUUUGUGGGAGAGA